AACGUAAACCUAUGCUUCCCAUGCCAAUAAAACCCCUUUGAAUUGAGAAGAGGUUCAACGGAAGUCCAGCAGAGAAAGAGACGGUCGGGGGCAGAGAGGAGGAGACACGUGAUGUUGAGUGUGUGUUUAAGUGCACAGUUUGAACCGUUGGGGGAUCAGAAGGGAAGUCACGUGUGCGUAAUGAGGGGGAAGAAGAGAGUGCGUGAGUGUCCAGUAGGUUAUUAUGUGAGAAGAGAAUGGGAGAGUUGGAGCUGGAGCUCCUCCAGGGUAACCAGGAGAAACAUAUCUCUCCGUUAAAGAACUUUGUGGCGGGAGGAGCCGGAGGAGCGUGCCUUCUGUUCGUAGGACACCCGCUCGACACAAUCAAGGUGCGGCUACAGACCCAGCCCAGAGUGCCCAGACAGGAUGUCCUCUACAAAGGUGCUUAUGACUGCUUCCUCAAGACUGUCUCCAAAGAGGGACUUCUUGGGCUGUACAGGGGGAUGGGGGCCCCCCUAGCCAGCGUAGCUCCUAUGAUGGCCAUUAGUUUCUUUGGGUUCGGACUGGGAAAACAGCUGUUGCAACCAGACCCCACUAAGACACUGAUGCCUACCCAACUGUUUCUCUCAGGCUGUCUAGCAGGUGUUUUCACGACAGUGAUAGUGUGUCCUGGAGAAAGGGUCAAGUGUUUACUACAGGUGCAGGCGCAGGCCAGCGAGGGCCAGCGGGCAGUACGGUAUGCAGGUCCUCUGGACUGUGCUCUCAAGCUGUAUAAAACACAAGGCAUCCGCUCCAUCUACAAAGGAACAACACUCACACUCAUCAGAGACGUGCCUUCUAAUGGUGCCUACUUCAUGGCUUAUGACUUCCUGAAACACAAAAUGACAGCUGAGGGUGAAAGUGUGUCCCAGCUCAGCACGCCAAAGAUCCUCCUUUGUGGCGGCAUAGCGGGCAUCUGUAACUGGGUUGUGGGACUUCCACCCGACGUGCUCAAGACAAACUUCCAGACAGCUCCAGACGGACGGUACAGGGGAACAGGUCUGGUAGAUGUACUGAGGGAGCUGCUUCGUGACGAGGGGCCCAGAGCGCUCUAUAAAGGAUUCAACGCCGUGUUCCUCAGAGCCUUCCCUGCCAACGCGGUCCUGUGGAAAAUAUAAAAAUCUACUUAAAGAAGACAAAUGCUGUUGAUUGUAGAGAGUGUUUCAAGACUGGUGGAAGACCCCCAGUAAGGCCAGAGACAGAGGAGCUGGGGGACUGAUGGAAGACCCCCAGUAAGGCCAGAGAUAGAGGAGCUGGGGGACUGAUGGAAGACCCCCAGUUGGGCCAGAGACAGAGGAGCUGGGGGACUGAUGGAAGACCCCCAGUUGGGCCAGAGACAGAGGAGCUGGGGGACUGAUGGAAGACCCCCAGUAAGGCCAGAGACAGAGGAGCUGGGGGACUGGUGGAAGACCCCCUGUUAGACCAGAGACAGAGGAGCUGGGGGACUGGUGGAAGACCCCCAGUUAGGCCAGAGACAGAGGAGCUGGGGGACUGGUGGAAGACCCCCAGUUAGGCCAGAGACAGAGGAGCUGGGGGACUGGUGGAAGACCCCCAGUAACACCAGAGAUAGAGGAGCUGGGGGACUGGUGGAAGACCCCCAGUUAGGCCAGAGACAGAGGAGCUGGGGGACUGGUGGAAGACCCCCAGUUAGACCAGAGACAGAGGAGCUGGGGGACUGGUGGAAGACCCCCAGUUAGACCAGAGACAGAGGAGCUGGGGGACUGGUGGAAGACCCCCUGUUAGACCAGAGACAGAGGAGCUGGGGGACUGGUGGAAGACCCCCAGUUAGGCCAGAGACAGAGGAGCUGGGGGACUGGUGGAAGACCCCCAGUUAGGCCAGAGACAGAGGAGCUGGGGGACUGGUGGAAGACCCCCAGUUAGGCCAGAGACAGAGGAGCUGGGGGACUGGUGGAAGACCCCCAGUAACACCAGAGACAGAGGAGCUGGGGGACUGGUGGAAGACCCCCUGUUAGACCAGAGACAGAGGAGCUGGGGGACUGGUGGAAGACCCCCAGUUAGGCCAGAGACAGAGGAGCUGGGGGACUGGUGGAAGACCCCCAGUAACACCAGAGACAGAGGAGCUGGGGGACUGGUGGAAGACCCCCUGUUAGACCAGAGACAGAGGAGCUGGGGGACUGAUGGAAGACCCCCAGUAACACCAGAGACAGAGGAGCUGGGGGACUGGUGGAAGACCCCCAGUAACACCAGAGACAGAGGAGCUGGGGGACUGGUGGAAGACCCCCUGUUAGACCAGAGACAGAGGAGCUGGGGGACUGAUGGAAGACCCCCAGUUAGACCAGAGACAGAGGAGCUGGGGGACUGGUGGAAGACCCCCAGUUAGACCAGAGACAGAGGAGCUGGGGGACUGGUGGAAGACCCCCUGUUAGACCAGAGACAGAGGAGCUGGGGGACUGGUGGAAGACCCCCUGUUAGACCAGAGACAGAGGAGCUGGGGGACUGAUGGAAGAACCCCAGUUAGACCAGAGACAGAGGAGCUGGGGGACUGAUGGAAGACCCCCAGUUAGGCCAGAGACAGAGGAGCUGGGGGACUGAUGGAAGACCCUCAGUUAGACCAGAGACAGAGGAGCUGGGGAACUGGUGGAAGACCCCCAGUUAGACCAGAGACAGAGUUGCUAGGGGACUUGUUGACCGGGAUCAUUGAUAGCCAGCAACCCCUGUAAGGUAACCCCGAUGAUGACCAUUUGGACAGUUCAGAUGAGGAACCAUUGCAAUCCUCAUUUCGUAGGAGACAUUCAUUCAACAUUUGCCAUCCUCGGACUGCAUGUUACCAAUCUCUUGAACUCCCAUAAUACAAAUGACGUAAUGAACUCAACUCUUGAAGAAAUAAUGCUCUCCAAUGUAA
Messenger RNA from Salmo salar (Atlantic salmon), 2881 nucleotides. Lineage: Eukaryota; Metazoa; Chordata; Actinopteri; Salmoniformes; Salmonidae. The record is from RefSeq and is a predicted model, not a curated record.